Candida albicans SC5314 is the source of this 1488-nucleotide messenger RNA. It is a transcript of the gene YCK2, whose product is annotated as serine/threonine protein kinase. Gene Ontology annotation, cellular component: nucleus; cytoplasm. NCBI's taxonomy places the organism in Eukaryota, Fungi, Ascomycota, Pichiomycetes, Serinales, Debaryomycetaceae. The transcript has a single exon. Gene Ontology annotation, molecular function: ATP binding; protein serine/threonine kinase activity. Gene Ontology annotation, biological process: endocytosis; signal transduction; peptidyl-serine phosphorylation. Bases 1 to 1488 code for a protein of 495 amino acids. The record is from RefSeq and is a predicted model, not a curated record.
AUGACAACAAACCCUGCUUUGGCGGCUGCUCAAGCAUCUCAUAAUAAUAUUCCUACAAAGCAAAUGAAUCAUUCAACUUCAUCUUCAAACGGUAACGGUAGCAAUAAUUCAUCCGUGGUUGGACUUCACUACAAGAUUGGGAAAAAAAUUGGUGAAGGUUCUUUUGGUGUCAUUUUUGAAGGUACUAAUAUAAUAAAUGGAGUACCCGUGGCCAUAAAAUUUGAACCUAGAAAGACUGAAGCUCCUCAAUUACGAGAUGAAUAUAGAACUUAUAAACAUUUACAAGGAUGUGACGGAAUUCCUAAUGCAUAUUAUUUUGGUCAAGAAGGAUUACAUAAUAUUUUAGUCAUUGAUUUAUUGGGUCCUUCUUUAGAAGAUUUAUUUGAUUGGUGUGGUAGAAGAUUUAGUGUUAAAACCGUGGUACAAGUUGCUAUACAAAUGUUGACUUUAGUAGAAGAAGUUCAUCGUCAUGAUUUAAUCUAUAGAGAUAUCAAACCCGACAAUUUUUUAAUUGGAAGAAGAGGUGCUACUGAUGAAAAUAAUGUUCAUUUGAUUGAUUUUGGUAUGGCCAAGCAAUAUCGUGAUCCAAGAACAAAGCAACAUAUUCCAUAUAGAGAGAAGAAAUCUUUGAGUGGGACAGCUAGAUAUAUGAGUAUUAACACUCAUUUAGGAAGAGAACAAUCAAGAAGAGAUGAUUUAGAAGCAUUGGGUCAUGUAUUUUUUUAUUUCCUUAGAGGCCAAUUACCUUGGCAAGGUUUAAAAGCUCCCACCAAUAAACAAAAGUAUGAGAAAAUUGGUGAUAAAAAGAGAACUACACCAGCAGUUACAUUAUGUGAUGGCUUACCUCAACAAUUUGCUGAAUAUUUAGAUUCAGUUAGAUCAUUACCAUUUGAUGCUGAACCUCCAUAUGAAGAAUAUAGAAUGUUAUUAUUGUCAGUGUUGGAUGAUUUGGGUCAAGCUUGUGAUGGAGAUAUGGAUUGGAUGCAUCUUAAUGGUGGUAGAGGUUGGGAUGCUACAAUUAAUAAAAAACCCAACUUGCACGGUUAUGGACAUCCUAAUCCACCAAAUGAACGUGAAAGAAGACAUCGUGAUCAAAGAAGAACAAGACAACAUCAACAACUGCAACAAGUACAACAACAACAAUUACAAGCUCAAGCUCAAGCACAACAAUUACAACAAUUACAACAAGCACAACAGGCACAACAACAACAACAACUGCAACAACAUCAACCACUAUCUGCAGCCCAGUUACAUCAACAAAAAUUACAGCAUUUGGUUAAUCGACCAUUACCACCAAUUAAACAAGAAUCACAAUCAGCAAUACAAAGUGGUAAUGGACAUCAUGAACUUUUGAAUAAUAAUUUAGGUGAUCAGCAUGGAGGAAAACAUGAAGGAUACAGUUCACGACCAGAUCAAUAUCAACAACAACAAAUGGUUGCCGAAGAAGAAGAAAACAAAGGGUUCUGGUCUAAAUUGUGUUGUCAUUAG